Molecule: messenger RNA, 588 nt
Organism: Rotaria sordida
Lineage: Eukaryota; Metazoa; Rotifera; Eurotatoria; Philodinida; Philodinidae
Source: the annotation of a GenBank genome assembly
AUGAUUUCAAAAAGCAAAGCAUUAAAAAAAAAUUUAACUACAAAAAACCAUGCCAAUUCAAUGAUUGAUUAUACUUCAUACAAAUAUUUGGAUAUACAAAAAAAAUGGAUUAUUUGCGAAGGAUAUUUACAUUAUCGUUAUGAUCAAAUUAAAUUAUUAAAUCUUUCACGAUUUGCAAAUUAUUAUGUUGUUUUAGCAAAAAUUCCAAUUGAAGAUGAUAAACCAAUUUUUGUCAUGUAUUUAUAUGGAAAUCAAAAACAAAAACCAUUAAAAUUUUUUCAAUUAGAUGAAUAUGAAAGAAUAUCUGAUCAAUGUUCAAAACCAAUAGAAUCUAAAUAUGUUUUAUUCGAAUUAAUUGGAAAAGAUAAAAGUGAUAUUGAAGUUUUUGGUGCUAAUAAUUCUGAUGAACGAGACAAAUGGAUUAAACAUAUUCAUCAAAUAUUAAAUCGGACAAAUCACAAUUUUAUUUCGAAUGAUUUACUCAUGGUUCGUCCAGAUCUAAAACAAAGUUGGAAAGAAGGUUCACAUAAAAUAGACCAUAUUAAUGGCGAUGUAACUUCUAUUUAUGAACCAUUUAUUCCAAAGUAA